AUGAAAUAGUAUACACUUCCACAUUAAAUUGUUCAAUAUUACUCUCCGUUUCGAUCGAAUGCUUAAAAAACAGUCAUUUAGGAUGGCGAAAAUACUUUUCUGAUCGACCCUCAAUAUCAAUACUUGAGCAUAAUUGGAUAAGGGUCGUAUGGGGUAGUUUUUGCUGCCAAAGACACUAAAAAGGAUUCAGGAAGAGACUUAGUUGCAAUCAAGAAGAUAGUUAAGGCUUUCGAAUAAAGGCUCUUUGCUAAAAGAACACUCAGAGAAUUAAGACUUUAAAGGUUAUUCAGCCAUGAAAAUGUAUCAUUCUCAUCUAUCUGUGCAGGUGAUAUCUAUUGA
Molecule: messenger RNA, 339 nt
Organism: Paramecium tetraurelia
Lineage: Eukaryota; Ciliophora; Oligohymenophorea; Peniculida; Parameciidae
Exons: 2
Biological process (GO): protein phosphorylation
Molecular function (GO): protein kinase activity; ATP binding
Source: RefSeq, a predicted model, not a curated record